Trichogramma pretiosum is the source of this 1871-nucleotide messenger RNA. It is a transcript of the gene Cow, whose product is annotated as proteoglycan Cow. NCBI's taxonomy places the organism in Eukaryota, Metazoa, Arthropoda, Insecta, Hymenoptera, Trichogrammatidae. Gene Ontology annotation, molecular function: calcium ion binding; protein binding. Gene Ontology annotation, biological process: establishment of protein localization to extracellular region. The record is from RefSeq and is a predicted model, not a curated record. The transcript is spliced from 10 exons. The coding region runs from base 292 to 1710 and encodes 472 amino acids.
CGAGUUGUCAAAUGAUUACCGAGUCGCACGAGACUUGACCUUUUUGGAAAAAUAGAAAUCAAGUUUUAAUACCACUUUUAUAAAGUUUCGAUAGUGAAAACUUGUAGCUGUAAUUGCGGACUAAAGGAUUUUACGUGAAUAUUAUACAGAUCGAUUCAGAUAGGUGGAUUAUAGUAUGACUAUAAUUUCACAAACAACUGAUACACUCGACUGUCACGAAGGAAAUCAUCCUUUCGAAAGUUUUUUAGCAGCGUAAAAACGUCAAUUAUAUAGUCCAUAUCAGCGUAAACAAUGAAGCUAACUAGAUUUUACUCGAUUUUACUCUACUUGGGCAUCGUUCAUACGAUUUUUACCUCGACCGUCGAUGCCAAGCACAAAUUCGAUGGCGACUUCGAGUUCGAUGAAGAGGAUAAUUCAAAAGCAAAUAAAAAAUUGGAUAAAAAGAAGUGGAUUCACGACCCUGAAAAUGAUUUAUGCCAACCAUUAAAAUGUAAGAAGUCAGAAAUUUGUCUUUUAGAAGAUGCUGCUACUGCUCUUUGCGUUUCAAAAAAAGAAUUUCAUAAAUCAAGGAUCACCUCUAAAUUACACUUAGAUCAACCAUUCCUCCAAAAAAAUGAUGGAAAUGUUAAAAAAUUCACGGACGAUGCUUAUUUCGAUUCAGAGGAUGAAGAUAAUGACGAAGAUCAAGAAGAAUUAAAAUGCCAAGAAUGUCCAGUGCAAAAGCCAAAUUUCAUAUGUGGCACUGAUAAUCGCACUUAUAGCUCAAUGUGUCGUCUUAAAUAUCACAAUUGCAUCCAUCACAUGUCCGUCCGUUUGAAUUGUACUGGUUUUUGUCCUUGCAAGAAGUCUUUUUCUCAUGUACAAUCAAAGAAAGGAUCUAAAGAACUCAAGAUGGUAACAAAGAAAAAUCUGGAUUACGAUUCCAAAUUGACUCCACAAGAUUUCAAUUUUGAAAAUCAUCACUAUCGAUAUCUUCAAUACUUGAGACAAUCUAAGAUUCAGAAGGAGCAUAAAAUUCGGAAUAAGUUUUCCACCUCUACCAAUUCCGUAGGAAAAUGGAAAAAAGUACAUGACGAUAUUGAUAUUAACAGCGUCAAUUGUCGACCAUCCUCGAAUUCGAUCAUGGCAAAUAGACUUCUCGAUUGGUUUUCCGUUGUAAUGGCUGAAACUUUGCAACGACGUCAACAUUACAAAGCUAAGAGUGGACAUUUUCCAAGUAGCUGCCAAACCGAAGUAAAGUGGAUGUUUGGUCACUUAGAUACUAAUGGAGAUGAGAGAAUAUCUCAAAUGGAACUCUUCGGCCUAGAACAUGACCAAAAUGAACCGUGUUUGAAACCAUUUUUGGAUACGUGUGACUUGAACGAAGAUAGCAUUGUAACGGGAUCAGAAUGGUGCAGCUGUUUCUCCAAAGCCGAAAGACCAUGCGCAGCCGUACGUCGCCGCACUUCGCCCGAAAUCGCACCGAAUUGCGAUAGUCAAGGCUACUUCCGAAGCAUACAAUGCCACAAAAUUCUUCAAGUCUGCUGGUGCGUCGAUAAACACGGCAUCGAAUACGCCGGGACUCGAGUCAGAAGAUCAAAGCCCAAUUGCGAUUCAAUCAUCGAGAAGAGAAACUUUAACGCAUUGAGGACAAAUCGAGUCGAUUUGCAAGACGACGAAGACGAUUCGCAAAUAUCCGAAGGUUCGGCAGAUUAUUCAGCAGAUUUUUAGAAACAUAUAAUCAUAAUAUACUAAUCCAAAUAUAAUUGCCAAUGCAUAUUUCUGAAAUCACUCAUACCGUUACAUAGUUAGUCAGUAUUUAAGUAUUAAAAUUAAAGUUUAAUUUUUUGUAAAUCUCAGAUAUAUACAAUAAAAACCGUUCAAAAUCUGAA